AUGGUUGUUCGACCAGUCUACCCUACUACCGUAUGGGAAGGUGAUAUGGUACUGAAACUCUUCGACCGACGUUUUGCAACAGAACUCAGACAAAACGAUGAAAUAAGUCCUUGGACCUCGGAUAUCGAACAGAAGUAUCAUCAGUUCAUUCUUGAUGGUGAUGCAGCGAAGCUUGUUGCCGAGCUGGCUGCCGACAGAGAUUUGCCAGGUCGAAAUUUUGACACAUGGAAUUCGUCUCAAGAAGAAACCUAUUUACAUGACUAUAUGCAAGGUCUCUACGAGACAGAAACUCAAACAUACAACACCCUAGCCGAUAUGCAAGGGAAAGAGAUACCUCGGCUCUUCUCGUGUGUGACAGUGCCUAGCUCUACCCCAGCACAGAAUACUCUGCUCAGCGAAUACGCCGAUAUUCCCGGAAUCCUUUUGCAGUAUAUCGAAGGGUUUCCCUUGACAGAUAUCGCCACAUGCGCCCCAAGAGAUAGCUGGCAAAGCAUCUGUGAGGAAGCCAUUCGAAUUGUCAAUCUUGUCGGUGAUAGAGGAAUACUAAACGAGGAUGUCAAAAUGAGGAGUUUUGUUGUGCAAAGUCGCCCGGAAAAUCAAUUCCACGUUUUCAUGAUGGACUUUGCGUUAUGCGACUUCCGCGAAGCAUAUGAAGAUGAAACCGAAUGGGAGGAGUUGAAGGCAAGGCAGGAUGAAGAAGGGGCGGUUGGAUUCGUUAUGCAAAGGAAGCUGCAAGGUGGAUUUGUGUACCAUCGAUCUGCUCGAUACAGAGAACUUGAUGAGAAAUACAAAAUAGAUGGCUGA
Penicillium expansum is the source of this 804-nucleotide messenger RNA. RefSeq lists its product as uncharacterized. The transcript has a single exon. Lineage: Eukaryota; Fungi; Ascomycota; Eurotiomycetes; Eurotiales; Aspergillaceae. Bases 1 to 804 code for a protein of 267 amino acids. The record is from RefSeq and is a predicted model, not a curated record.